UCAUCCUGUACCCGUAAAAGGCCAACCCGAACCAUGAUUAAAAAACUGGAGGAGACCUUGUUUACCCGCACAAAGAACGAACAACCCAGAACAACGUUGCCACCAACCAUUACUCCAGCUUAGAGAGAGAGAGAGUGAGAGAGAGAGAGAGAGAGUCAAAUUGAGCCCAAACCGCCCCAAAAAACACCCAGAAAUCCUUUAUAUCUAAUUGUAUAGACUAGUCUAAUUAUUGCACAUGUAUACCUGUAUCUUCACAUAAAAAAUAAAAAAUAAAAAACUUUUGUAAUUUCUGGGUCUCUAUUGAAUUAACUGGCGAAGGUCUUGCUUGUUCAAACUUCAAACAAUAGUAGUUUCCAUCAUCGGUCGUUGGGCUCUCACUUUCGGCCCAACCGAUCGGCGUGAAGGUCUGCGUCGCCGUUGUUGGGUCGUUAGCUCUUUAUUGUUGACUCCACUAAGCAACCUUCUCCCUCCUCCAACUCUCUCUCUCUAAAACCCUCUUAUGGGUUUCAUUUAUUCUCUCUCUAAAACCCUCCUCCAGUUAAUUGGGGAAAAUCGCAGAUGAAUCGGGCCGGUGCCGACGAGUGUAUGGCGAAAUGUUCGGAUUCUCCGGGGUUGCAGUGGAAGAGAUUAGGGUUUGUGGUUGGUUUCUUCGUCUGUUUCGUGUUUUUUCGGCCUGCCUCGGGGCUGAGGCCUUUAAGAGAGAGGACUCGCUCGUGGGGCGAUGAGUGGCUCCCUGUAAGAAAAGAUGAUAAUGAAUUUGGACCAUUUUCUGCUUGGAACAUAACAGGGACAUACCGAGGGUCUUGGAAGUUCAUAGACUCAGCCAAUAGCUCUUCAAGAUUUCCAGAUUUUAAGAAAUCCAAUGGCAAUUCCAUCAUUGAGUUAGUUAGUACACCAACAAAAAUAACUGGUGUUCACUAUGUCCAGGGGGUGAUUAUUUUUCAUGAUGUGUUCGACAAUGAACAUGAAGUUGGUGGUGCUCAAAUCAAGGUAGAAGGAGUAUAUAUCUGGCCGUUCAGACAACUUCGAAUGGUAGCCAACAGCGGAAAAGAGGGAGAGUUCGGCCAAGAAGAAGAUUAUAUAUUAUCCAAUCCAUAUCACUUGCUAGGAGUGUUCUCGUCUCAGGUAUUCCAGGAGUCUCCUCGGGACAAGAUUUGGAAGAGGAAACAUUCACCAAUGUAUGACAUGGAGAAACGUUGUAAUAUAGAAAUUGCUGCUCAAAUUUCUCGUGUAUCGGCAACCCAAAAUGAUGGUGAUCAUGAUCGCUAUCACAUAGAAGGAUUAAUGGAAAGUCCUUCAGUUGAUGAUGAUGGAGAUUGCUUCUCCCCCAUGCUGUUGAACACUACUUCUGUUAACGUUGAGGUUUAUUACAACAAAGCAGUCAACUACACCUUGAUGGUCACUUUUGUUUCGUUCCUUCAAGUUCUUCUGUUAAUACGGCAAAUGGAACAUAGCAACACACAAUCUGGGGCUGCCAAAGUUUCAAUAAUAAUGAUUGGGCAACAGGCUAUUAUGGAUGCUUAUCUUUGCCUUCUACAUCUGACUGCUGGGAUCCUAGUUGAGUCCCUGUUUAAUGCUUUUGCAACUGCUGCUUUUUUCAAGUUUGUUGUCUUUUCAAUAUUUGAGAUGAGGUAUCUUCUUGCUAUAUGGAAAGCAAGUAGGCCUAUGAAUAGCGGAGAGGGCUGGGAAGCCAUGAGGCGUGAGCUUUCUGUUCUUUAUAGCCGGUUCUAUGGGAUACUUUUAGGUGGCAUUUUGGUCAUGUACGAGUUUCAUAAAUUUUUGCGGCCUAUUCUUCUCCUUAUACACUCCUUUUGGAUACCUCAAAUCAUCACCAAUGUUGUUCGUGACUCAAGGAAACCAUUGCAUCCUCAUUACAUAUUAGGCAUGACUGUCACAAGGCUGGCUAUUCCAUUGUAUGUCUUUGGUUGUCCUCACAACUUCAUGCGCAUUGAGCCGGACAAGAUUUGGUGUAUUUGUUUGGGUGUAUUCCUGGGAUUCCAAGCAUCAAUUCUUCUUGUACAGCACUAUCUUGGAUCUCGGUGUUUCAUUCCUCGUCAGAUCCUACCUGAGAAAUAUAGCUAUUAUAGAAGGUUUGAGCAGGAUGGAAAUUAUGCCACCGACUGUGUCAUUUGCAUGACUUCCAUUGAUCUCCCUCAACGUGCUAAUGACUGCAUGGUAACGCCAUGUGAUCAUUUCUUCCACUCUGGUUGUUUACAAAGAUGGAUGGAUAUAAAGAUGGAGUGUCCAACUUGCCGGCGUCCACUCCCACCAGCCUAAGAAGAUCAUAUUACUUUAUGCUUUAUAUCUCUGGAUUACUGACAUGGUGAAACCUGUUAAUUGAGGUGGCAAAAAAUUGUAGAUUUUUCAGCAGCACAUGCUAUCAUUAACAUAAUAAAUCUGGGGGUUUUGCGACUACGCAACUGUUUGUAGCUGGCUUCAGUAAUGUUGUUUGUACGAUGUGUAUUAUAGUUCCUGUUUUUCGAUGCCAAGAUGUAAAUCUUCCGAUAGUACUUUGCUGUACCGCUACACUUAUUUUUCUUUCUAAAGAAGUAGGUUAAUUCUAGGUUACUGCAGAAAACCAAAAGCAGUUUGAAGCUGCCAAGUUGAUGUAGAUAUCCUUUUUCCUUUUCUUUCCUUCCUCUUUCCGUAUCGUUGUAUCAGUGUACAUUUAUUGUAAGGGUGAUUGGAUUUUGGAAUGUUCACCACAAGUUCACAAA
Molecule: messenger RNA, 2717 nt
Organism: Rhododendron vialii
Lineage: Eukaryota; Viridiplantae; Streptophyta; Magnoliopsida; Ericales; Ericaceae
Product: transmembrane E3 ubiquitin-protein ligase FLY2-like
Exons: 15
Coding region: 559-2277 (572 amino acids)
Molecular function (GO): zinc ion binding
Source: RefSeq, a predicted model, not a curated record